This is a messenger RNA of Oncorhynchus tshawytscha (Chinook salmon), 2057 nucleotides long. It is a transcript of the gene caln1, whose product is annotated as calneuron 1. The record is from RefSeq and is a predicted model, not a curated record. Gene Ontology annotation, molecular function: calcium ion binding. NCBI's taxonomy places the organism in Eukaryota, Metazoa, Chordata, Actinopteri, Salmoniformes, Salmonidae. The coding region runs from base 738 to 1397 and encodes 219 amino acids. The transcript has 6 exons.
UUCUUGCCUGGUCAGUCUCCUUGUUGAGCGCGGGGGGCACAUUGGUUAACAACAGCCUUUGGAAGAAGAACUUAUGACUGAAGCAUUUUCAUAAGGUUGGGAACAGUUUCUCCGUAGAAAACCUAGAAUUUACAUAAAAACGUGGAUUGGCGAGGCAAACAACCGUUAAACACCGAACUCCUGAGACACUGAUUGUGUGGGAGCGUCGUCUUGAACGCCGCUGAAGGCUCUAAGCGUCAACCUCUCCAGGCGUUCGGCACCAAUACAUCUGCCAGCUAUAGGACGGUUACACGAAACAAACGGCUUGUGUUACUUAGGACACAUUUUAUAAGCAGUGAGCACCUAAUAUCAAUGUAGCACAUGGAUAUGGUGUGGACUGAUAGGGGCUGUUAAAAUUAAUGGGACUUGGUCCAAAAGUGCUACCGUUCAAUUGCGCCGGCUGGAACUGGGGCAGUGAAUGUGCCCAGUCGGCUACGCAUGGAUUUGUCAAUAGAAAGACGACCAACCAACGCAUCCUUUUGUCACCAACGCAUCCUUUUGUUGUGGUGGAUAAAUUGUUCCACAUUGUAGCUAAAAUUGAAUAUUUUAUUCCAACAAUAAAAAAGACCAACAUUUAUGAGAAUUCAGGGGAGGUAUUUUAACUGGAUCCAAGUGCGUCUAACUCGGGAAUCCUGUCGACUACGGAUUUGAUUAAUCGCUUUCAAAGACAUCCCACUGCUCUCCAAAAACGGGACAAGAUGCCGUUCCACCAUGUGACGGCAGGACUGCUGUACAAGGGGAACUACCUGAGUCACUCUCUGUCUGAGGACAACGACAGUGACCAGCUGGCCAGCAUCUCUGUGGAGGAGCUAGAUGAGAUCCGGGAGGCAUUCAGAGUGCUGGACCGGGAUGGGAACGGGUUCAUCUCCAAGCAGGAGCUGGGUAUGGCCAUGAGGUCCCUGGGAUACAUGCCCAGUGAGGUGGAGCUGGCCAUCAUCAUGCAGAGACUAGACAUGGAUGGAGACGGGCAGGUGGACUUCGAUGAGUUCAUGACGAUCCUAGGACCCAAGCUCCUGUCGUCUGAAACCAGGGAGGGCUUCCUUGGGAGCACGAUAGACAGCAUAUUCUGGCAGUUUGACAUGCAGCGUAUCACCCUUGAGGAGCUGAAACACAUCCUGUUCCAUGCCUUCAGAGACCACCUGACCAUGAAGGACAUUGAGAACAUCAUCAUCAACGAGGAGGAGAGCCUCAACGAGAACUCGGGACACUGUCAGGCAGACUUUGAAGGAAUCCAUUCUAAAAAUAAGAACCGGCAGACGUGCGUGAGGAAGAGUCUGAUCUGCGCUUUCGCCAUGGCCUUCAUCAUCAGUGUCAUGCUCAUCGCAGCCAAUCAAAUGCUGCGGAACGGCCUGGAGUAGCCACGCCCGGCCACGCCCACUGUGAGCGGGAAAAACAAACCUGCAUGUGCAUGAUGACAGUGGGUGAGGUCAUUUCCAGUUUCUUUAGAAGAAAAAAAACGACUUCAAAAAUGCCUCACUGAUGGUGACAUACAAACAAAAAACACUGACUGAUAAACCACCAGAUUUUUCUGAGUGAAUGACAGUCCGACAUCCAACGACACUGAGAAGCCAGCAUGAGGAGGCCAGCGAGACCCCUCAUAAUCGCUUUACUCUGGCAGGGACAUUCAAGGGCUGACUUUUGCUUACUCUGCUGUCUCUGUUCCCUAAUGCAAUAAAAACACAAGUACAGGAGUUCAGUACUCUUCUUCUCUUCCCUUCCCUACCCAGAGUCUUCAUAUGAAGGUACUUCAGAAGGAGAUUUUAACUUCUUGCCUCAGAAGGCAGAAUUCAUGGUGGAUUGAGACAGGCCCUCAGUGUAUCUGUAUAAGGCAGCAUCCUUGUAGAUUGAGACAUAUCCUCAAUUGUAUCUGUGUGAGAGAGAUUGGAGUUAGGAGUGCCUCCUGCGCUGCAGCCUGAAGAGCUACGGGAUGCACCGCUGCAAUCUGGCUACGCACACACACACUUAUGCAUGCACUAACACACACACGCACUUAUGCAUGCACUAACACACACACAUGC